Molecule: messenger RNA, 2817 nt
Organism: Durusdinium trenchii
Lineage: Eukaryota; Dinophyceae; Suessiales; Symbiodiniaceae
Source: the annotation of a GenBank genome assembly
AUGCAGUUCUACGCUUUCCGUGCCGGCCGUCAUCCGACAGCUGCACCUGGCGAGGCUCAAUUUCAGUGUAUCGUCAAGUUGCCGAAAAAGAACAGGCCUGAGCUGCUCCAAGGAAGUGGGUCCUCCCAGCUGCUCAUUCGAGAUUUUGUCGAGAACGGGCAGCAAAGCACGGACCUCACUGUCAUCCCCCGUUUUUGGGAUGUAUCGCCACAGAACCUGCACGAGGCCCUCAUCGUCACUCAGAAGGUGGCUGGGUUUGCUGGUGUGAUCAUCACAAGGCGAGGACUCGCCGUCAGAUCGUGGACAAACAAUGUGGCCUAUAUGCGAAAGGCAGUCAUCCCAUCCGACAGCAGAAUCACAACUGAAAACAUCUCCGUUGUGCCUCGCUUUUCCUACAAGUCUACGGGAUGGCCGCCCGCUGUUGACCCGCCGAACAUUGUGCAAGCAGUCACGAAAGCCGUCGGACAACCACCUAUUCCGACAAAAGCGUUCAGGUCAAGUGGAGUGCACGGUUGGCUCAUCGCAUUCGAGCAUCGCCCCACCGUGCUUAAGUUCGCUCUGGAGAUCAACGGGAUCACCCAUGAAAUCCUGCUCGUCGAAGAGCCUGCUGGCCCGAUUCCAAAGCCCUUAGGGAGGAGCAGUCAAUCCGCUACCAAAGCCAAGAAGACAGAGGUCUCUGCCCCCAAAGCUGCUGUGAAGCCGGCGGAGGCCCAACUGGUGCAGCUCAAUAAGGUGAUUGGCAGUGAAGAGUAUGUUCGAAAUUGGUACAAGACUCGCACUGACGACAUUGAUCUGGCUCAGCUGGCCGAAUGCUUCGUGGCCCUGCGCCUCCGCUUGCCCUUGCGGGAUUUGUCCACAACGGCCGGGCUCAUCGUGCUUUGCCCAGCCUGGUGCGGCUGCUACGAUGCUGGGGCAUGGGCUCCUUGGUGGGGGGCCCUGGGCUUGAACGACAGCACUGGGCUGGGCAUGGAAGCCUUGAACAAUGCGUCGGAGGUGGCACUCUACGUCUACGAGGCACGCGAGCGAGGUCGCGCGGCCAACUGCCGCGGCCUCCACGGAGCAUCGCCGCUGGACCGCGGCACCCUGCGUGGAUGCCGCGCGCUGUGCACGCGACUCCACGUGGACGGCGCGAGUCCGGCUUCGCGCGGUUGGCGCUCGGCCUCGUUUGCCUUUGCCGUGGCGCUGUCCGUCCGGAGGAGGUGGGGUGCCACACGGCAGCUGCACGCGACGAGGCGGCAAGCAGAGCCUUUGGCCCCAGAGUCUUUGCUGGAGCCUGCGGCUCCCUGGGUGUUGGUCGAGGCUCCUCCUGGAAGUGAGCAGAGAUAUUACUACUGGAACCAGGAGACGAAUGAAACCCGCUGGGACCUGCCAGAAGAGGCGGUAGCAGCGGCAGCGGGAGUUGUGGAGGAUCUGCAGAGCGGUGCGCCUGAAGCAGGUGCAUGGCGCGAAGCGGUGUCGGACAGCGGAGACGUGUACUAUUACAAUGAGGUGACCAUGGAAACCUCCUGGACCUUACCCGGGCAAGAGGAGGAAUUGGACAAGCUGGAUGCGGACGACGUGGACGACGCGGAAGAUCCGGACGACACGGACGAUGCGGACGGCGCAGAGGAUGUGGACGACCAGGCAGUUUCUGCUCACAAACUUGACGAGAUUGAAGAGGCCGAGGUCUCCGAGCCUUUUGACAAGGCCCCCAAGGAGGAGGUGGCCCCGAUGCUGGCCCCAACCGCCGGACUCGCGACCGCGGAGCCGGCAAGUGUUGCCAGUUCCUAUGCGGAGCUGAAGGUGAGUGAGCUCAAGGAUCUCUUGAAACAGAGGGGCCUCACAGUCAGCGGCCGCAAGGACGAGUUACUUGCGCGGCUGGAGGAGAGCGAGGCAACGGCUGAACCGCCAAAGGCCGCACCAAUUGCAAAGGCCGCGCCAAAGAAGGAACCCUCGGAUGACGUGGAAGAGGGGCGGUCCGCCAGCGCGGCUGGAGCCUCCUAUGCUGGCCUGAAGGCAAGCGAGCUGCGAGAUCUUUUGAGGUCCAAAGGCCUCAAAACCGUUGGCAAGAAGGAGGAGCUGAUCGCGCGCCUGGAGGAGAACCAGGUUUCCCUUGAUGACUUCUUCGAGCUGGAAGAUGCACCAAGGGAGGCAACCCUGACAUCCGAGAGUGGUGCGGCUGCUGCUUUUUUGGAGAAGGAGUUGAAUUUGGCGUCGGGCACCGUCAAGCUGCCGAAGGAGGCUUCAGCAAGCUUGGCGAGAGAAAGCCUCGGCUUUCUACUGGAAGAAUUGAUGCCAUGCAAAGAAUUCUGGGCGCAGAGCGCCGCGCGGUCGCCGGAGAUCUUUCAGGCUUCGAAGGAGGACUUGCGAGAGACCUUGGAGUGGCUGGAAGAGUUUCUGUGGAGCCAGGACUGGUCCGUGGGCUUCGGACGCCACGCCCUGGCCGAGCGGAUCGCUCAUCGGCCCUACUUGCUGCUGCAGGGGGUAGAUGGUUUGCGAGAGACUUUGGCCUGGUUGGAGGAGCGAGGCCUUGAUGACGAAGUGGUGAGGUCCUAUGUGGCGGGCCCCACGGCGGUGCCCUUUCCCUGUGAGCCAUAUCCUUGGAUCGAGCUCCUGCAGUUGGGCAGACCACGCUUAGAAGCUGCUGAAGCCUGGUUGCAGAGCCACCUCUCCUGGACACCCGAGAAGGUCUCCAAGGCUUUGUGUCAGGAGCCGUACACCUUGCUCGCUGCUGCAACAGCCUCCGGUGAAUCGGACCAGCCCUACCCAGGCUACCCUUUGCCAGAGCCCCGGCAUCGUUGGCUGAAGGUGCAGGCUCAGGACGUCACUGGGGCGUAG